AUGCAGCUGCACCAGAAACAGCAGGCUGCAGAUUCUACAGAUUACUUUAGUUCUGAUAGGAAUUUAAACCUUUCAACGUGUCUGUGUGGUGUAUUAAACAUUCUCUGUCAUGCCUCCCUUCAGGUCCUCCAACACCACCAUGCGGUCCACGAGAUCUCCUACAUCGCCAAGGACAUCACGGACCACCGAGCCUUCGGCUACGUCUGCGGGAAGGAAGGGAACCACCGCUUCGUGGCGAUCAAGACCGCCCAGUCGGCUGAGCCUGUGAUCCUGGACCUGCGGGACUUGUUCCAGCUCAUCUAUGAGAUAAAGCAGCGAGAGGAGAUGGAGAAGAAGGCCCAGAAGGACAAGCAGUGUGAGCAGGCGGUCUACCAGACAAUACUGGAGGAGGAUCUGGAGGACCCGGUCUACCAGUACAUUGUGUUUGAGGCGGGACACGAGCCCAUCCGCGACCAAUCAGAAGAGAGCAUUUAUCAGGUUCCCACCAGUCAGCAGAAGGAAGGGGUCUAUGACGUCCCAAAGCGACACCCAAACGGACAUCAAAGCCCCCCCCACCACCACCAUCAUCAUCCUCAUCAUUCUCACGAUCAGCCCCUCCAACAAGAACAGCAGCAGCCGGCAGUGGCAGAUCUGAUAGACUUAGGCCUGGAAAUGGUGACUCAGAAUAUCAACCAGUUCGAGAUUUUUGGAGACAUGUCCACACCUCCUGACAUCACCUCUCCAUCGACCCCCGCCUCUCCAGCCAACAUUCUCGACCCCUCGCUGGGCCUGCAGCCUCCCACGGAACUGUAUGCUCCCUUCAAUCCUGCGUCUGUGCCCUCAGGUUAUGUGACGAUGGGAGCCGUACCCCCCGGCCACUGGUCCCAGCAGGCGUUCGCCGCCCAGACGCCGCUGGCCUUCGGGGUCCAGUCUCCUCUUGGUCCGGGCGGCCAGCCUCUCAUCUGGGGCCAGGCCAACAUCUUCCCCGCCACGCAGCAGCAGUGGGCAGCCAUGGCAGCCGGAGCCUUCCCCCCCACAGCCUACCUCCCCGCCCAACCCGUGGGGUUGCCUGCCAUGUUCCAGGCCCUUGCCCCCGUCACGGCGAUGACUCCGGGCAGCGAGAGCCACCCAGGCGCCGGAGCCGGCGCGUCGGCUGCCUCCCCCUCGGCGUCGUCGAGUCCGCAGCACGGGGCGAGGAAGAUGGGCAAGGAGAUGUUCAAGGAUUUCCAGCUGGCAAAGCCUCCAGCCAUGCCGGCGAAGAAGGGCGAGCAGCCCGGCUUAUCGGGAACCUCCGAGGCAUUCAGCAGUUACUUCAGCCGCGUGGGCACCGCGCAGGACACGGACGACUGUGACGACUUUGACAUCUCUCAGAUGAACCUGACACCGGUGACCUCCACGACGCCGUCCACCAACUCACCUCCCACCCCGGCUCCUAGGCAGAGCUCCCCCUCCAAGUCCUCAGCCUCCCACGUCAGUGACCCCCCCACCGACGCCACAGACCCGCCCACAGACGACUCGUUCGGGGAGGCAGAAGGCAGCCCGAGCCGCAGUGGAGAGGAAGACGCUGCGUGUGGUUCUGGGUCACCCUGCCCCAGCGAGACAGCAGAGCCCAGCCCAGACCAGGCCAGUCCAGAGGCUGGGAGCUAGAUAGCAGCAGGGCAGGAAGGGGAAGGACCCUCUCUACGCCCAGAUCAACAAAGGGAAGAAAUGAAGAGACACACAGGAAGACCAGACCAGCACCGAGAGACCAGGAGGAGAACCCUCACCUGUGUGUGUGUGUGUGUGUGUGUGUGUGUGUGUGUGUGUGUGUGUGUGUGUGUGAGAGAGAGUGUGUGUUUGGCACAUCUCCCUGCCUGGCCAUGCCCUUCUUCUUCUCCUCCUCCUCCUUAUCCUCAUCAUCCGGCUAACAACCUCCCAGGAGGAGCCUCAUCGUUCUCCUCCUCCUCCUCCUGCUCCUGAGAGGAGAGAGCCCAUUCUCUCCAGGCAGGAGGGAUAUCAAUCACUGAGACGGAUCCAGUUCUCCCUCCACUGCGCUGUCUCCUCCUCCUCCUCCUCCCUGUGGCGCCUCACACCCAGCCUUACACAGGACAUAACCUGCUCCCUCCUUCCCUCUUCUUCCCUCUUUCCUCCCUCCCUCCGUCUGUGCCACCAAGGAGGGACUGAAUCGAGCAGUGCCUCCCCAUUUCCGACACACACACACACACACACACACACAGACCACGGGAUUAGAAGGACCAUCAACGGACCAGAACCUGUAGCAAUGGAUGGUCUCCCCCCCCCGCAGGAGGAGCUGGACUCUUUUAAACGAGCCUAUCAGGGAUGGCCGGGUACUGGGAUUCGCUGCUUCUGAUUGCGUUUUUUUUCCGGUCGGCCUCGGAUGUUGUCUCCCCAAAUUUCUUGUGAGUGUCUGCUGGAUCACUAUGCAGAAACAGACUCUCUGGGAGCUACUCACACACACACACACACACACAGUCAUCUGUCACCCUCUCUCUCUAAACACACAUACAUGCAGUGAUUUGCCAAAACGUCUCUCGUCGCGGACAGACGGACGGACUCACACGGAGGCCAGAGGACCCGGACAUUAAGGAGUGAAAACGGACCCUGAGAGGGAGGUGUUUGCAAGUCAAAACAGAUUCUGCGAUCGAAACUGUUCAUUCUCUAUAGCUUUUGUACAAUACCGAUUUAAAAAAACAAAACAAAAAAAAUAACAAAAAAUUGAAAAAUUGAAUUUUUAUUUUAUAAGUCAAUCAAGCCGCUGGGGUCAGCUCUAUGGGAGAAAUAGAGUCAACAAGGCUUUAAGGCAUCUGAUCGUUGGUUUGUCAAUCUCAUUUUGUAAAUAAUUAUACCAAGCAUUCUGUCCACUGGACUUCUGCGCCAUAAAAUAGGAAAGCUUCAGUUAUGCAAACUCUUGACGUUAACCCAAGCAAUACCAACAUGUGUUUUCUUUUUUUCCUUUGUGUUGUUGGCCCCCCCCGUUUUUGUUUUUAAAUCUUCGUGCACGGAUGUUGUCGUCUUAACCUCGCCUACUAAUCCUGAUUCCAGCUGCACACCUUUUUUAAUCCCCGCCCCCCCUGACGUUAUCGUGUCCCUAAACAGAUUCUUGAGUUACCGUAAAGCCUCACACCAUCCCCAAAUAGUUUCUGCACCAUGAACAUACAAGUCUCUAUGUCGCGGUCUCACCCCCCCAAAGAGUAGUCUUUCAGACACAGCGAUGCUCCACCCAUCCGUCUGUCUGUUGGUCAGGUGACCUCUGCUACAACGACAUCAGCUGUGAUGCCAUGGCUCCCUAUUUUAUGGCCAGAGGCCCCCCCCCCCCCCCCAUGUCAACUUGACAUUGUUUUCUUUGUUUUUUAUUUUUUUGGACUAUGAUGUUGAUUAACUUAAAAAUCUGAGUAGAAGGUGAGGAAAGACGUUGACUUAAAAAGGGGAACGGUGGCUGUUUGAGUACGUAACAUUUCUAGACCUAUUUUAACUUUACCUCAGCUAACGGUUUCUUAAUGUAAAUUGACACAUUAUUUUUAUCUUUAUGAAUAUGACAUUCUACAGUGGGGUUUCUAGAUAAUCUUUUGGUUCUCUCUUGAUUUUACGUAUUCCACCAUGUAUUACUGUUACAAAUAAACACAUCCCAAAUGACUGAU
This is a messenger RNA of Anarrhichthys ocellatus (wolf-eel), 3617 nucleotides long. RefSeq names its product DAB adaptor protein 1a (gene dab1a). The record is from RefSeq and is a predicted model, not a curated record. Gene Ontology annotation, biological process: neuron migration. NCBI's taxonomy places the organism in Eukaryota, Metazoa, Chordata, Actinopteri, Perciformes, Anarhichadidae. The coding region runs from base 1 to 1626 and encodes 541 amino acids. The transcript is spliced from 14 exons. Gene Ontology annotation, cellular component: intracellular membrane-bounded organelle; cytoplasm.